This is a messenger RNA of Phytophthora sojae, 613 nucleotides long. RefSeq lists its product as hypothetical. The record is from RefSeq and is a predicted model, not a curated record. Bases 47 to 442 code for a protein of 131 amino acids. The transcript has a single exon. Gene Ontology annotation, cellular component: mitochondrial inner membrane. Lineage: Eukaryota; Oomycota; Peronosporomycetes; Peronosporales; Peronosporaceae. Gene Ontology annotation, biological process: pyruvate import into mitochondria.
UCGACCCUAAGCCGCCGCCGCCAUCGCCAUCGCCAUCGCCAUCGCCAUGCUGCCCUCCAUCGUGCCCCGUAUCCAGCAGAAGGUGCUCGAGCACCAGAUCGUGGCCAGCAGCCCCAAGCUCACGGCCAUGCUCGCGCACCCGGCGGGCCCCUUCACCGUGCACUUCUGGGCGCCCACCAUCAAGUGGGCCAUCUCCCUCGCCAACCUGGCCGACAUGCGGCGCUCGCCCGAGACCAUCUCGGUGGCCCAGCAGACGGCCGUGACGGCCACGGGCCUCAUCUGGUCGCGCUACAGCCUCAUCAUCACGCCCAAGAACUGGAACCUCUUCGCGGUGAACGUCUUCAUGGCCGGCACGGGCCUCGUGCAGUUCUACCGCAAGUUCACGCACGACCCGUCCAAGAAGACGGAGGCCAUCGAGGCCGCCGCCGCCGAGUCGAGCUAAGCAGAUACUAUCUACCUACCCACCUACCUACCUACACUAUACAGUAGCAGAGCAUCACGAACGUCGCUGUCUGUCUGGUUGACUGGCUCACGCUGUACGAACGAACUGCUGCGGGAGCACGUCUAAUGACCUAAAUUGAACGAGCUGGUGACAGCAUUUUUGCUGCGAUUU